Molecule: messenger RNA, 1119 nt
Organism: Misgurnus anguillicaudatus (oriental weatherfish)
Lineage: Eukaryota; Metazoa; Chordata; Actinopteri; Cypriniformes; Cobitidae
Source: RefSeq, a predicted model, not a curated record
AUGUGUGUGUGUGCAUGCAAUAGAUGGCUUCUUAAUCAGGUGCUUGAAAGAAAUGAGGUUACAGCCGAGGAAAAGGCCAGACUAGAUGUUCUUCAACAAGAGCAGGCCACAGCAUCCAGAACACAAGUUAACCAGAAACGUAAGGCUCGGAUCUCUGUGCUCUUCACAGAGUUCGAAAGACUGAAGGUCAUGAUCCUUUGUGUUCAUCAGAACAAAGACAUUUAUACAGGUGUCCUGCCAACAUUUCAAGUGUUUGUCAAAAAACUGCAACAUGAAAAGCCCAUGGUGCACUUGUUGCAUGUCGAAAUGGUGGCACUUGUGCGAGAGCUGCUUAGCAAAUUUAUGAAGCCAGAGGCUAUCCCUUUAAGUGUUAAGGAGAUCCUCAAGGUUGAUGUCCAGAGUAGAGAUUUACAGCUUUCAAACAAGAGACUUUGUGUUGGAAGGUUCUGCUAUUCUGCCAUGAACAAGGCCCGUGUGGAAAGGAAAAUAUGGGUUGGGAAUCUCUAUAAGUCACUCAGAGAAGGGUACAUCAAAUCAGCUGAGUUCCUACUCAAAAAUCUACCCCUGGACAACAAAACAAUCACCUCACUCUCUGCUCUGACUCCAUGUCUUAUUCAAUGUGACUCUGUUUGUGGAGCUUUUAUGGCAUUAGGAGAGGCUUUGCCUCAUGUUGUUCCAUCGGAAGAGGUCAGUCAACUAGAGGAGGAAGUUUGGGCAUAUCAGAUUGAUUCGGACCUUCUACCUCAAGCCAAGACCUACGUUGAAGAGGACAGCAGAGUCAAUAUUGACUGGUGGAGCCGGGUUGCAUCUUUAAAAAAUGCAGAGAGAGGUGUGAGGUAUCCCACUCUGAUUAAGCUGGUUAAAGCCCUUCUUUCUAUUUUCACAGGCCCCCUGGUAGAGGGAUCAUUCAAUUUAAUGGAUGAUAUCCUCGAAACAGACAGGUGUUCAUUGAAUGUGGAAACUUAUGAGAGCCUUGCAGUUGUUAAGUCCACAAUGAAAGCCAGGGACUGGACAGCCUCAACUAUCACCAUAGACCAGCCUUUGAGGCGGUCCUGCCUGUCAUCAUACCAAAACUACCAAUUACACUUAAAAAAAAGAAUGAUAGAGAACAGGCAAUAA